AUACGGUGAGCAAACGACGAACAAUAAACUACACAUUUUGAUGACAAAAGGAGAGACUUUUCAGUUUCACGCGAUGAAGAAGCUCAGCUCUCUUAAUCUCAUGGUGGUGAAUCGCUGAGUCGCACCUUUAGUUUCAGGUAUCUGGAUCUCGUCUGUGAUCGGAUUCUGUCCAGAGAGACGAAGGAGUAGAGUAGUGUUGAUUAGGUUUGUUCGUAAAAGAUGAGCUGCGGGAAUAAUGGAUACAACAGUUUGGAGAUGGAGUACAUUAAGAAGCAUCAUAGGCACGAGAUUUCCGAGAAUCAAUGCACCUCCGUUCUCCUCAAGCACAUCAAGGCCCCUGUUCAUCUCGUUUGGUCUUUGGUGAGAAGAUUUGAUGAACCACAAAAGUACAAGCCAUUUGUUAGCAGAUGUGUUGUUGCUGAGGGAAAUCUUGAGAUCGGUAGUCUUAGAGAAGUUGACGUUAAGUCGGGUCUUCCUGCGACUACAAGCACCGAGAGGUUGGAACUCCUUGAUGACGACCAGCAUAUCUUUAGCAUCCGGAUUAUUGGUGGGGAUCACAGGCUCAGGAAUUACUCUUCAAUUAUCUCGGUCCACCCAGAAAUGACUGAAGGGGGGAGGCCAGGGACUCUAGUGGUGGAGUCGUUUGUUGUUGAUGUGCCUGAAGGGAACACCAAGGAUGAAACCUGCUACUUUGUGCAGGCACUCAUCAAAUGCAAUCUCAAAUCCCUUGCUGAUGUGUCUGAACGCCUUGCAGUCCAAGACAGGACGGAGCCCAUUGAUCGGAUUUAGUAAAGUAAGAUUAGAUUAGAUUUUGGAUUUGAAGGUACCACGGAUGAAGCUUCUUUUAAGGCUGUAUGGCUUUUGGUGACGGACUGGUACUCUCACCAAGUUUUUCCCCUUCUGUCUGUCUGUCUGUCUGUCUGUAGCCUCAAAAACCACACCACAGGUGUAUACCCUCAAAAUGCUUAAUGCUAUUGCUAGUUUGGUACUCAACCAAGCCAAGGUUUCUGUCCGUUGUUGAGGUUUUCAGCUUUGCUGGGAUGCUGCUCAUGGUCUAAAUCUAGUUGUGAAUAAAAGUGUGAUGGAAAACAGGUCUCGUCUCUUAUGUAUUCUAUUUGUUUCA
Molecule: messenger RNA, 1123 nt
Organism: Lactuca sativa (garden lettuce)
Lineage: Eukaryota; Viridiplantae; Streptophyta; Magnoliopsida; Asterales; Asteraceae
Product: abscisic acid receptor PYL8
Biological process (GO): abscisic acid-activated signaling pathway
Cellular component (GO): cytoplasm; nucleus
Molecular function (GO): signaling receptor activity; protein phosphatase inhibitor activity; abscisic acid binding
Source: RefSeq, a predicted model, not a curated record